This is a messenger RNA of Sinocyclocheilus grahami, 796 nucleotides long. It is a transcript of the gene polr2eb, whose product is annotated as RNA polymerase II, I and III subunit E, b. Gene Ontology annotation, biological process: transcription by RNA polymerase II; tRNA transcription by RNA polymerase III; transcription elongation by RNA polymerase I. Bases 116 to 748 code for a protein of 210 amino acids. Gene Ontology annotation, molecular function: DNA binding. The record is from RefSeq and is a predicted model, not a curated record. NCBI's taxonomy places the organism in Eukaryota, Metazoa, Chordata, Actinopteri, Cypriniformes, Cyprinidae. Gene Ontology annotation, cellular component: RNA polymerase I complex; RNA polymerase III complex; RNA polymerase II, core complex. The transcript is spliced from 8 exons.
UUGCGGCGUAACGUCUGACGUCAUAGACACGCGUCGGCAGAAACGGGACACAAACGUGGAGCAAAAGGAUCGACUAAGCGUGAUAUUUGUGUGUUAAUCCUCUUUUGGGCGCGAUAUGGAUGACGAGGAAGAGACUUACAGACUAUGGAAAAUUAGAAAAACUAUAAUGCAGCUUUGUCACGAUCGCGGUUAUUUGGUGACGCAAGAUGAACUGGAUCAGACUCUCGAGGAGUUCAGAAGCCAGUUUGGAGACAAACCCAGCGAAGGUCGACCACGACGAACCGAUCUCACGGUCCUGGUCGCCCACAACGACGACCCGACCGACCAGAUGUUUGUGUUCUUCCCUGAGGAACCAAAGGUUGGCAUCAAAACCAUAAAGAUGUAUUGCCAGCGUAUGCAAGAAGAAAACAUCACCCGGGCCAUCAUUGUAGUCCAGAUGGGCAUGACGCCCUCCGCCAAACAGUCUCUGGUAGACAUGGCACCGAAGUACAUACUUGAGCAAUUUCUUCAGCAGGAACUUCUAAUCAACAUUACCGAACACGAGCUUGUUCCAGAGCACAUAGUCAUGACUAAAGAGGAAGUGACCGAGUUGCUGGCACGGUAUAAACUAAAGGAAAGCCAGCUUCCCAGAAUUCAAGCUGGGGAUCCUGUUGCCCGUUACUUCGGCUUGAAGAGAGGCCAGGUUGUUAAGAUCAUCAGACCGAGUGAAACUGCUGGACGGUACAUCACAUACAGACUGGUCCAGUGAUCCCGAGCAAGUUUGAAGUUUUCUCCAACUUCUGAAAGUGAACAUGGU